Suillus subaureus is the source of this 1317-nucleotide messenger RNA. RefSeq lists its product as uncharacterized. The coding region runs from base 1 to 1317 and encodes 438 amino acids. NCBI's taxonomy places the organism in Eukaryota, Fungi, Basidiomycota, Agaricomycetes, Boletales, Suillaceae. The transcript is spliced from 4 exons. The record is from RefSeq and is a predicted model, not a curated record.
AUGGCUCCUUGGAAGGCUCCAGCAGGCCAGAAUGCAUCACAGGGUGUAGCGAACCAGGUGGUUGUUGUAGGGAUACAGAAGGAUGCAUUGAAGAGAUCUUCAGCAGUACACCCUACCAACCAGCAGGCAGCAGCCAUAACACACCUCGUACCUCCUUGGUCUCUUCCUCCUCACCCUCCACAGUCCUUCAAUCAUAUGCUGCCCCACCACCAACAAUAUGAUGCAUAUAUGCACCCUACCAGUACUGAUCCCAAGCUGGAGCCAUUAGAUACAAGGGACACUCCAUUGGAGAGUGACGAUGUACCGAUAGAUCCAGCUAUACAGGAACAAGAGUCAACCAUACUGUCCACAGCAUUGCCACAAGACCACAGCACCGAUAUUGAGCAAAUGCCACCUCCACCUGCAAAGUUCAAUCAAUUUACUCCCACAAAGAAAUCACUUGCCACCUCAGCACCCAGCAACAAUCCAUUCAAUGUGUUCACCACUGGUACCAGACUUGAAUCAGUGUCCCCAAUGUUGACCGCAUCUUCACUCACUUUGUUGGAUGCCCUCACAACACCAUUGCAUUUGUCAUCUGUGGCUCCUCAACUGUCAGCAAGCAAUAGACACAUAUCCGCAACUCCUACCAAAUUGAUUGCGAGCACAUGCGCAGCUGUUGUCAUUCCCAAAUGGCUCACUGAUACCAUAAGACAUCUUGAGAACGACAUCAAGUCCCACAAAGAGAAGCUAGAAGAGACCAAAGAUCUUCAAGAACAAACUGCAGAAUUAAACGAGCUUCGUCAGCUGAUUGCAACACUACGUGAUGAUCAGACUCAGCUUGGAGAAGACGUUGACAAAACACACGUAUCUCUUGACUCUGUCUGUUCGAACAUUGAUGUCAUCACCAAGUCAUUGGAAGGUAGUGGGGAACCGUCAAAAGUGAAGGUUGCACAUGCGGCAGGUGAGAAUGUGAAGGAUAAUAUCUGGAAUGCCUGGAUAUUCGAUAUCUGGGUUUGUUUGUUGAGCUGUGCGGAGGAGGUGUUCCUUGCCUUCGAGGUCAUGUUGCUCAUCAUUGUUGGGGCAGAAUUCAUCAUUGUGGUUGCCCUCAGCUGGCAUUCCAAGUUCUUCAUCAGAGUUUACCAGAUCUUCAAGGUUCAGUUGUCCAAGGUGUUCGAAGAUUUUGGCAUCAGGGUCAGAGCUGAAUGCACCUGGGUCAUUGUUGGCAGGAUAGGGCUCAUCCCAUCUUUCAAAAAGAUCAUCAAGCUCAGGAAAAUGAGGCUGUGCUCCAAGUCCGAGGUUAUCAUUAGCAUCCCCCACAUCAUUGUUGCCAUGGUCUGA